Messenger RNA from Xenia sp. Carnegie-2017, 3730 nucleotides. RefSeq names its product potassium channel subfamily T member 2-like. The coding region runs from base 94 to 3438 and encodes 1114 amino acids. The record is from RefSeq and is a predicted model, not a curated record. Gene Ontology annotation, cellular component: membrane. The transcript is spliced from 30 exons. Gene Ontology annotation, molecular function: intracellular sodium-activated potassium channel activity. NCBI's taxonomy places the organism in Eukaryota, Metazoa, Cnidaria, Anthozoa, Malacalcyonacea, Xeniidae. Gene Ontology annotation, biological process: potassium ion transport.
GCUAGGGAAAGUAUCUCUCAUUUCCAUAAAGGCUGACCAGAAGAUCGAAGUUUGUGGUUUUUUCACUGUUUGUGUGACUGGAGAUGAAUAAAUAUGGUUGAAAUGAUGACAGGAGUUGGGAAAAAAGAAAAUUUUCCCAUUUUUGGACGUCUAGAACGAAAUUUGGAUUCCUACAUGAACAGUGAGAGACACCAGAAUGUGGGUCCUAAAGUUGGAAUAAAAGAUGAUACAGACAGAGUGCUUGUAGAACAUUACGCCAACGACAAUUGUUUGAAGAAACGUCUCAUACGUUUUAUGCUCACGGACCCUAAAACAAGUGAACGUUGGCGUUUCUUUAUUGUUUUUCUUAAAUUGGCAUCGUGUGUUUUGUAUGUUAUACGUGUAGAAGGCGACGAUGAUCCUCAGUUAGCUGGAUGUUCUGGUUGUUCACUGAACAGAACAGCAAUAGACGAAUGGUGCUGUCCUGAUUUGAAAGAAUGGAAAUAUUGGUCCCUCGUAUGGAUCAAUCGUCCAAUUACGUUGUGGAUUUUACAAACCGUCAUUGCAGUUUUCUGUUUUUUCGAAGCAUUCUUCAUCGCUGUCUUGGAAUUCAAGGGUGGAUCAAUCCUUUCAAAAGUUACAGCGCGAAUGAUAUUGGAGACAAUUUUGACGUUCCCUCUUCUUGUGUCUAUUUUCUGGAAAGAUCUACGAAAUUUAUAUAAUCCUUUGUACCUAAAUUGUUGGAUUGCGAAAAACGUUGCCGAAAAUAUGUUUAAUGAUGUGGGUCGUCUUCAAAAACAACAGUCUGUUUUAAUGCAAAAAGUUCUUGUUGUUAUUGGAACACUAUCAAGUAUUAUAUUUACUUGUGUUUGUGGAGUCCAGCAUUUCGAGCGAGUACACAAAAAGUGGAAUAUGUUUGAAAGUCUUUGGUUUGUCGUUGUAACAUUCAGUACUGUAGGUUAUGGAGAUAAAGUUCCUAACGAUUGGCCCGCCCAAACCUUUGUAAUGCUGUCUAUAAUUAUGGCUUUAGUUAUCUUACCCAUGCAGCUUGAACAAUUGGCAUUUCACAUGGCGCAAACUCAGAAAGAAGGCGGAGCAUUUGGAAGAAUGUUGAGGGGAAAUAACCACCAUGUUGUCGUUUGUGCCUCAUCCUUACGUCCAACACUUGUGUUGGAUUUUCUCAAAGAAUUUUUUUCUCAAAGUGAUUUAGAGGAUUAUCACGUGGUGUUGCUUUGUCCACAAGAUAUCGAUAGUCAGCUGAGAAUGUUGAUUCAAGUUCCUGUUUGGUCUCAGAAAGUCAGUUAUAUGAAAGGAUCAGCUCUUAAUGACAACGAUUUAGAGAGAGCAAAGAUAUCGAUUGCAGAAGGAGUUUUUAUCUUAUCUGAUCGCAGUAGUACUGAUAAAAAAAAGGCCGAUCGCCACACAAUUCUUCGCACUUGGGCAAUACAAGACUAUGCUCCGCAUGUUCCACUUUAUGUGCAAAUCUUACAGGCUGAGAACAAAUUUCAUGUCAGUUUUGCUGAGCAUGUUGUGUGCGAGGAUGAAUUAAAAAACGCUUUAAUGGCAGCAAACUGUGUUUGUCCCGGUGUCACAACACUUGUUACAACAUUGUUACACACGUUACAUAGUCAAGAAGCUUCUGAAAAUAUCCCGUGGCACGAAGUGUUUGGGCAAUGUGCUGGAAACGAAAUUUAUGACAUUAAACUUUGUGAAAGCGUUGUUUUUAAACCAUUUUAUAAAAAGAGUUUUUCUUUUGCUUCAUUUCACGCUCACAGGCGAUAUGGCAUGUGUUUGAUUGGCGUUCGUCCUUUCAACACGUCCAAGGUUCUUCUCAAUCCAGGAAGUUCAUAUUUAAUGGAUGAAAAUGACAUAUGUUUCUAUAUCGCGAUGUCUAGUGAAGAAGAAAGUGCCUUCAAAGAUAUAAAUAAAUCUAAAUCAAAAUAUCAAGGCUCUACAGGGAAUUUUAGCGUACAUUCCAAUAACGCUGCUACUGAAUUGCAAAAAUUGAGAAGCAUUGGAACAGCAGAAUCAUUGAAUUACGUAAACGAAAAGGAUUGUGGUAACAGUCACAUGACUUCAUCACAACAAUCAUCCACCAACCUGGAGCAAAUCACUGAUAAAGAUGUGCUGCCCUUUAAUGACAAGCCUCAAGAUGCACUCUCUGUCGGCUCCUCCAUCAAUUAUUUUAUUCCCAGUGAUUCGGAUGUUGAAGAUGACGUUCAGGAAGAUACAAAUGGACCUCUUUCACCAACAAAAAUACCGCAAUAUGUCAUUGAAAUUCCUCCAAUUUCUCCCUACAUUGGACGCGUUAACAUGAAAUGUCAUUUGCUUCCUCAAGCACCUCAUUUGUGCUGUCUAAAUUUGACCGAAUCAUGUGAACACAAUCAUAAGCCCAAAAAAAGAGAACAAGGCGCCAUUAUCUUAGCUUCACCGGUGGUAGAGGCUGGUCUUUACAACUUCAUUCUCCCACUGCGAUCCUCCAAUUUACCCUGUUUAUCCCUCAAACCCAUCGUAUUACUUGUGGGCGAAAAACCUCCUGACAGUUUCCUUCAAGCUAUAUGUUGUUUUCCUAUGUUAUAUUACGUCAUUGGAUCCAUCUCUAGUUUGGAUGAUUUGUUAGAUGCAGGAAUACUCAACUCUGACACCGUUGUAGUCACGCGUACUGCCCUUAGCGGAGAUCAUGAAUAUGGCAGAGAUGAAGAAUUCAUGGCUGAUGCGUUCACGAUUGUCAGUGUUCAAACAAUCUUUAGAUUGUUUCCUCAUUUGAAUUUGUCUGUUGAACUUACUCACACCUCCAACAUGAGAUUUAUGAAAUUCGACUCUGGUGUCGUAGAAAAACUACGAGAGGAUGACGAUAAAGACGAGGGAGACUGGCAACGAAAGUCUUUAAAAAAAUACAGAGCAGAAACGGAGAAGAAAGUUCACUUAAAUUACAUGUUAAGUGAAUCAUUUGCUGAUGGCAGUGCAUUUAGUGCAAGCAUGGUGGAUACUUUGCUUUAUCAAACCUUUUUUAAAGACUACAUGAUCGAUCUCAUUUGUCUUGCUAUUGGAUUAAAGCAAACUUCUGGAUCUGGUUAUCUUACUUCGAUAAAGUUGACUGAUGAUCAUAUGUGGCUCGGUAACUAUGGAUGUUUAUAUCAAAGAUUAUGUUCUACCACUGGAGAGAUACCCGUGGGAAUGUUAAGGACCGAGAAAGUUCAGAAGACAAGAACGAGAGAGUCAAAAAAAAGUGCUGAAACAAUCGACAUUGAGAGGAUUAUAAGGAACAGAAUGAAAUCCUUAAAUAUUGAAGGAGAAUUUAACAUGAAGGAACAUCAAUCAGUGUCGUAUGUCGUCAAUAAUCCUCCUCCCGAAUGGAUACUUCAUCCGGGAGAUAUCGUAUAUGUUUUGCGUCCCGGCAAUAAAGCGUCAGCCCGUUGUCAAUUUGCUGAGAAAGAGAGUAGAUCAAGCGUCGUAUGAAAAGGCAGGAACCUAAAGUACCGCAAGAUCUCGCCAUAGUUUAUCUCUACGAAUUAAAAUUUCAUCAAUAAAAUUCGAAUUUUUGAUGAAUGUACAGUCAUUUAUGUUGACGACCAAAACAUUCGGUGAUAACGUGACGAAGUUUGAAAUGAAGUUGUUAUGGACGCAUUGGACUUAUAAAUAUUAAUUUUUAUUAAAAUAAAAUAUUAAUUCAUAUAAUGAAAAUAGUUUUUGUUGUCCUGUUUCCAACGAAUUGUUUUGGAAAUUAAAAUGAAAACAGUCUAAGAGAAAA